Cuscuta campestris is the source of this 4277-nucleotide messenger RNA. Lineage: Eukaryota; Viridiplantae; Streptophyta; Magnoliopsida; Solanales; Convolvulaceae. The record is from the annotation of a GenBank genome assembly.
AGCUGGCGGGCGGUUCUAGCCUAAAACCCUCCUACAAUGUCGUCUUCACCAACGAUCCACCUCCAGCACCAGUACCCACCACACCUCCGCCGUUAAAUUAUCGCUCGCCGUCGCCUACCAGCACGCAAAUGAAUUGUGCGGCCACCGCGCCCUUUGCCUCCUCAGCUAUCUACAUCCAUCCGUCCCCCACUUUCCUAAGUCACUCUAACAACAAGCUCCGCACCAGGAAACUUACAGUCAAGGCAUCCCCAAAAUGCAACGAAUCCCGAAAUUUGUCUCGUGUUCGGUUAAGUAAGUCGCGUUUCCGAAACCUAGAAUCGUCAUCUUUUAACGUGAUUGGGAGAAACUCAUCAAGCACAUCUCUUUGUAAUAAUGACGAAAAUUUGCUCAAUUGUAUUGUGAAGCCAAUUGUGUACGUAAUAUUCUGUAUUGGGCUUGGGAUUUUUCCCAUUGUCGGGUUUCGGGUUCGACCAGCUGUUGCCGCACCUGCAUUGGUCACUAAGCUAUUUCGGAUCGCACAAAAGGGUGCCAAAGGGAAAAGAGGCGAGAUAGAAGAGAAGGGCCAUGAGUACUCACAUUGUACUAAGAGCUUGCUAGCUAGUGUUUCCCAGUUACUUAGUGCCGUAGAAUCGGUGAACUCAGGAAAAUGUAGUACAGACGUUCUGUAUGAGGGGCUAGAUGCUGUGAUAAAGACGAGGGAGGAGUUGCAGAAGCAGAUUAUGGGUGGGUUAUAUGAAAAAACGAAGAGCUUGAUAAAAGAGAAAGCUGUAUUGGUCCAGCAGAAGAAUGAGAUUCUCAAAUUCUUGAUGAAAGCAAAUGGGGAAGGAAAUAGUUUGGCAAGGAAGGCUGAAGGGAAAGAUGACGAGAUUAUCAAGAAUGAGGAGGAGUAUAACAGGCUCUUGAUAGAAAUUGACCAAAUUGAUGAUGAGAUUUCCAGGAGAGAAGCAGCAGCACUGAACAUUGGCAUGAGAGAGUUAUUGUCAAUUGAAGGGGAAUGUGUGGCUUUGGUUGAGGCUGUUUUGGAGAGGAUUAAGACGUCAAAGAGUUCAAGUAUGCAUCCCAGCCCUCUGACCAAGCUUACCAGAUCCGAUAUAAGAGAUGAGCUCCUACAGUCACAAAGACAGUUACAGCAAGAGAGAGUUUUUCAAAAUAUUCUGGAAAAUGAGUAUAUUGGAUUUGAUGAAGAGACAGUUGGUCCUGCUCGGCGUAUAAAGCAAGUUCUUCAGGAAUCCCUUGAAAUGCAAAACAAUGUUGAAUCUCAAAUAAGGCACAGAAUGGCAAGAUAUGGUGACGAAAGUAAGUUUGUUGUAAACACACCUACUGAUGAAGUUGUCAAGGGUUACCCAGACACGGAGUUAAAGUGGAUGUUUGGAAAGAAAGAAGUUGUUGUUCCAAAAGCAGUUGCCAUUCACUUAUAUCAUGGCUGGAAGAAAUGGCGUGAGGAGGUUAAAGGAGACAUCAAAAGAAACUUGCUGGAAGAUGUUGACCUUGGUAAAAAGUAUGUUGCUGAAAGGCAGGAACGGAUUCUUCUAAUCAGGGAUAGGGUGGUGUCGAAGACAUGGUACAAUGAAAAAAAACAUAGGUGGGAGAUGGAUCCAGCAGCUGUUCCUUAUGCCAUAUCCAUGAAGCUUGUUGCGAGUGCUAGAAUAAGGCAUGAUUGGGCUGUCAUGUUUAUUAAUCUCAAGGGGGAUGAUAAAGAAUAUUAUGUUGAUAUUAAGGAAUUCGAUAUGAUUUUUGAAGAGUUUGGAGGCUUUGAUGAAUUGUAUCUCAGAAUGAUAUCUUCUAAAAUCCCAAUAGCUGUUCAGCUGAUGUGGAUUCCUUUCUCUGAGUGGGGGUUUUAUCGAACAUUUAUGAUGGUUGCACAUCUUUUUAAUCAAUGCUUAGCAUUUUUCUGGAAUAAUGACUUUGUUGCACAUAGAAUGGAAUUGGUAUGGAGCAAAGUCAGUGUUACAACUGAAGACAUAAUGAUGAUGAUUGUUGUUCCAGUUUUGGAGUUUGUCAUUCCUUACCCGGUACGGGCACGUCUGGGUAUGGCUUGGCCUGAGUAUGCAGAUCAAAAUGCAUCCUCUUCGUGGUACCUGAUGUGGCUGGCUGAGGCUGAAAUGAAUUUUAGAUCAAGAAAGGAGGAUAAUUUUUGGUGGUAUAGCUUGUUUUUAAUUAGAACGGUAACAUAUGGGUGUGUGCUGUAUCUUGUGGUUAGCUUUAUGAGCAGGAAAAUUUCGGAAAUCCUUGGUUUUGGGCCUAUUCGAAGAAAUCCAAACUUCAGGAAGUUGAGGAGAGUGAAAGCUUAUUUUGAUUAUAGAACAAGAAAAAUAAAACGUAUGAGGAGAGCUGGUGGUAUUGAUCCAAUCAGCACGGCUUUUGAUCAAAUGAAGAGGAUAAAGAAUCCACCAAUAAGGUUGAGAGACUUUGCAAGUGUUGAGUCUAUGAGAGAAGAAAUCAAUGAAGUGGUGGCAUUUCUGCGAAAUCCACGUGCCUUUCAAGAAAUGGGAGCUCGUGCUCCUCGGGGUGUUCUUAUUGUGGGUGAAGGGGGAACUGGGAAGACCUCUCUUGCACUGGCGAUAGCCGCAGAAUCUAAGGUUCCAGUUGUUGAAGUUAAAGCACAACAAUUGGAGGGUGAUUUGUGGGUUGGACAGAGUGCAUCAAAUGUUAGAGAGCUAUUUCAAACAGCACGUGAUCUGGCACCUGUGAUUAUAUUUGUGGAGGAUUUUGACCUCUUUGCUGGUGUCAGAGGCAAGUUUAUCCACACCAAGAAACAAGAUCAUGAAGCCUUUAUAAAUCAACUUUUGGUGGAACUUGAUGGCUUUGAAAAGCAAGACGGUGUGGUCUUGAUGGCUACUACAAGAAAUCUUAGUCAAAUUGAUGAAGCAUUGCAGCGUCCUGGUAGGAUGGACAGAAUAUUUCAUCUUCAACGACCGACUCAGGCAGAAAGGGAAAACAUUCUAAAGAUUUCUGCAAAAGAAACCAUGGAUGAGGAACUCAUUGACUGUGUUGAUUGGACAAAGGUUGCCGAGAAAACAGCUCUUUUACGCCCAAUAGAACUAAAGCUUGUUCCCAUGGCCUUAGAAGGUAGUGCCUUCAGGACUAAAUUCCUUGAUUCAGAUGAACUCAGGAGCUACUGCAGCUGGUUUGCUACUUGCAGUGGCGUUAUCCCCAAGUGGGUGAGGAAAACAAGAAUUGCAAAGAGAUUAGCCAAAAUUUUCAUAAAUCAUCUCGGACUUACAUUGACAAAAGAGGAUUUGGAUAAUGUGGUUGACUUGAUGGAACCAUAUGGUCAGAUCAGCAAUGGAAUAGAAUAUCUAAAUCCUCCUUUAGAUUGGACACGGGAAACAAAGUUUCCUCAUGCUGUUUGGGCUGCAGGUCGCAGCUUGAUUGCUCUGCUUCUACCCAACUUUGAUGUUGUCGAUAAUCUUUGGCUUGAACCCUUCUCUUGGGAGGGAAUUGGAUGCACAAAAAUCACAAAGGCUAGGAAUGAAGGAUCCAUCGAUGGAAUUGUUGAAUCAAGAUCAUAUCUUGAAAAGAAACUUGUAUUUUGCUUUGGAUCGCAUGUUUCAGCUCAGCUGUUGCUUCCAUUUGGGGAGGAUAAUGUUCUUUCUGCAUCUGAGUUGAAGCAGGCACAAGAGAUAGCUACUCGGAUGGUGAUCCAGUAUGGUUGGGGGCCUGAUGACAACCCUACGAUUUACCACCAUGGCAAUGCGGCAACAACUUUGAGCAUGGGAAACAAUCACGAAUUUGAGCUGGCAGCAAAAGUUGAGAAGAUUUACUACCUGGCUUACGAAAAAGCAAAAAUAAUGCUUCAAAGUAACCGUGGUGUACUUGAGAAGAUUGUCGAAGAGUUGCUUGAAUACGAAAUUUUGACCGGGAAGGAUUUAGAAAGGAUAUUUGCUAAGAACGGCGGGAUAAGAGAGAAGGAACCCUUCUUCCUUUCUAGCACACACUAUGACCAGGUAUAUAACACCCAGUCCGUACUUGCACAUUUUCUAGAAGAAGGCAGAAAUGCGUCCCCAAAUGCAUUUCUAAGUGCGGAAAUUUAAAUGAAGGAGAGCAUACAAAUGGUACUGUAGACAAUAACACCUCAAUGACAGAUUUACCCCGUAUCUUCCCCAAAGGAGCGACGUGCUUUAGUACUUGUAUGGAAGAGAAGAAAGAGCACAUACAUUGCAUUUUUCAUCCUCAACUGAAGUGCAACAAGGUUACACCACUACAGUGUGACAACUCUUUGCAAAAAUCUUUGUAACAAUAAGGCUAAAAGAUACACAUUUAUUAGGAAUCUGUAU